UUUGGGCCGCAGUUGUGCGCAGGACCCGAAAGAGGAAACACGUCGUAGUUGUGUCGAGCGGAGACUGCAGCGUAAAAUCGUCAUUGGAAUUGCCCACAGAUUGCACAAGGAUUUGCUAAAGAUGAUGAAACUGUCCGGUCUUAGGCAGUCCUUACCCAGGGACAAAGGAUUGGGCAACUGCCUCAACGUGACACUGAUUUACUCAGCGCUGCUAGCACUUUUCAUGACCGCCGCCCAGGGACUGCAGCUGAGUGCCUUCACAACGAAGACGCCGCGGGUCAGCAAGUACACAACCAAGUCGCCAUCGGCCUCCUCCAUGAACCACGAUGCCACCGCCUCGCUGUAUCGUUUCAAUGCCACCAACGGCAUCACCUGCAUCCUGAUGCAGGUGGACGGACUAAUCAGCAUUAAGUACCGGAACAAGCUGAACGAGGAUGUGGAGGCCGAUUUGUACAUGCCGGAUGAUCCCCAGCUGAGUGGCGAGUGCGUCGAGUCCAACAUGGAAAUUCUCACCAUGGACUUUAAGGGUUUCCGGCUGUCCAUGACAUUUAAAAAGUCGUCCGGCGGCGAGGGUUGGUAUAUCAACCUGUUCGAACUGACCUACUCGUCCUCCAACUGGCUGUUCGAGCACCCCGAUCGUCCCAACCUGGACGUGAGGCUGACCUCGCCCGCCCAGACGCCGAUGUACUUCCCCACGCCGGUGGGCAAGUCCUAUGUCUGCGACAAGGAGCAGACUGUGAUCAUGUACGCCCCGCACGAUUCCGGCGACCUGUCGGGCCAUAUAGCCAAGCUGUAUCUGCGCGACAUGCACAUGCAGAGCUUCAUGUUCAAGGACAGCGGCAAGUGGGGCCCGUCCUUCCACUGCAGCGCCACAGGAUCCUAUCGCGACGAGACGGCCCCCCUGGCCGUGGGAACUGCACUGGCGAUUGCCGUGCUACUGACCAUAUCCGGAUACGGCGGUUGGAGGUACUUCAAAAUCAAGAAGGUUCAGUACGGUUCCAUGGAGUGAGCGGAGCGGAGUGAGAGGCCCAAGAUUCAAGUGAAGCGUUCGUUUUUGUUCAACUAUUUGAUCAUAUCGUUGUCUACACAUAUCCCCACGUUUGUUGGAUCUAUUGCAAUCCUGUAGUCCUAUUUUGUAAAAUUAAGAGUUGUCCCGACAGACACAGAGAUUAACAUUUACGAGGUUAUCGAACUCAACUAAAGAUACAUAUAUGAGAAAUGCAAAUGUCUUCCAUAUUGUUAAUGUAUAAAAUAAUAGCGCACCAUAUAUGAUUAUUAAAUGUUAAUAUAUAUCAUUAUUAA
Drosophila sechellia is the source of this 1302-nucleotide messenger RNA. RefSeq names its product lysosome-associated membrane glycoprotein 5. The transcript has 5 exons. Lineage: Eukaryota; Metazoa; Arthropoda; Insecta; Diptera; Drosophilidae. The coding region runs from base 122 to 1009 and encodes 295 amino acids. Gene Ontology annotation, biological process: establishment of protein localization to organelle. Gene Ontology annotation, cellular component: lysosomal membrane; plasma membrane; late endosome membrane. The record is from RefSeq and is a predicted model, not a curated record.